AUGCGCAAUACACUGAUCUUCGCAGGCAAUUCCUGCCCAGUCCUCACAGGUCAAAUCUGCGAGAAUCUGGGCAUGCAUCCUGCCAGCGCUGAGCUUACCCAGUUCUCCAAUGGUGAGACGAGCGUCAGAAUUCUGACAAGUGUCCGAGAGAAGGACGUUUUCGUUGUCCAAUCAGGCAGCCCCAGCAUCAAUGACUCCAUCAUGGAGCUUCUCAUCAUGAUCUCGGCCUGCAAAGGCGGUUCUGCUAACAAAGUCACUGCCGUCCUUCCUUAUUUCCCCUACAGCCGCCAGUCAAAGAAGAAGUCUCACAGAGGUGCGAUCACUGCUCGCAUGCUUGCCAACUUGUUGGGUGUCGCUGGCGUUAAGCACGUUAUCACUGUCGACCUUCAUGCCUCGCAGAUGCAGGGCUUCUUCAAGUGUCCCGUCGACAACCUGCACGCAGAGCCUAUCCUAGCGAAGUGGAUCCGCCACAACGUGUCUAACUGGCGCGAAGCGGUCGUGGUCUCCAAGAACGCUGGAGGAACCAAGCGGGUGACAUCGCUUGCGGAUGCUCUCAAACUCAAUUUCGGGAUUGUUACUACAGACAGGAAGCGUGUGAGUAACAUGACAGCGAGCAUGAUCAUGAGGCACUUCGAUCAUAAUGUAGAGCGUCAACCCACGCCGUUGGAGUCUAACCGACCUAUUCCCUACCGUGGGCCACGGGCUUCCGAGCGUGCUGUCGAGUCCGAGGCUACUCCUAAGAGGCAGACCACCCCCCCUCGCUCCUCGCGAAUUGUGACGGACUCACAGGGCUCUCCUACACGUGUCAACAGCUCCGCCCGUUCAUUGACUGCCAAUACUGCCGAGGCUACGGACCCUAACACUACCCCCCCUGCUGGAUCACCAGAUGGUUCGGCCGAUGGUGAGGCGGAUUAUGAUGAUCAUAAAGCGUCUGAAGUUACACAGGGCCGUUUGGUUCAAGGCCGUAUCGUCGAGGAUGACUAUCCGUCUCCUGAUCGAUCUGUUGUGGACGGCAGUGUGGAAGAUGAUCCCAUGACUAUGUCUCAUGCUUCAUCAUUCUUCGUUCCUGAGCCCCAAUCUCUCGGAGGAUCUGGUGACGCUGCGGCAAGUUCCGAUGAGGAAGACAACGCAUUCGAGGAUCCAGGCGCCGAACAUCUCAUCACUCUAGUCGGAAACGUCAAGAACCGGACCGUUUUCAUCGUGGAUGACAUGAUUGACAAGGCUGGCUCUUGGAUCGCUGCGGCUGAGACAGUAGUAAAGAAAGGCGGAGCAAAAAAGGUUUAUUGCAUGGCCACCCACGGUGUUUUUGGCGGCGACAGCCUGGAGCAACUGCAAGCAUGCGAGUGCAUCGACCAGAUUGUUGUGACCAACAGCUUUCCAAUUGAUAAGGACAGGGCACGCAGCAUCAGCAAGCUGGUGGUUCUUGACCUCUCAUUCCUACUGGCAGAGGCCAUUCGACGUAACCACUACGGCGAGGCUCUUUCGCCUCUCUUCCAACAUUAUGGUGAUUAG
This is a messenger RNA of Fusarium mangiferae, 1512 nucleotides long. RefSeq names its product putative PRS1-ribose-phosphate pyrophosphokinase. Gene Ontology annotation, biological process: ribonucleoside monophosphate biosynthetic process; purine nucleotide biosynthetic process; 5-phosphoribose 1-diphosphate biosynthetic process. Gene Ontology annotation, cellular component: cytoplasm; ribose phosphate diphosphokinase complex. The transcript has 3 exons. The coding region runs from base 1 to 1512 and encodes 503 amino acids. Gene Ontology annotation, molecular function: magnesium ion binding; ribose phosphate diphosphokinase activity. The record is from RefSeq and is a predicted model, not a curated record. NCBI's taxonomy places the organism in Eukaryota, Fungi, Ascomycota, Sordariomycetes, Hypocreales, Nectriaceae.